AUGCCUGUUCCCGUUCCGCAACCCCCUGCCGCCCAGAACGUUUCCGGGCAGCAGCUAGAAGUCAAACUUGCCGCCCAGCAGGGGGACAUUCAGCAGCUGCUGAUGGAGAAUCAACGGCUGGCGGCGACCCACGUGGCGCUCAGGCAGGAGCUGGCGGCCGCGCAGGGGGAGAUCCAACGGCUGAAAAGCGCCGUUGGAGAGAAGGAUCAGGUGGUGAGAGGGCUGAUGGAUACCAAGGCGAAGCUUGAAGCCGAUUUGAGAGGCGCAGACACUCUGAGGCAGGAGCUGCAGGCGGCAAGGCAGGAGCUUCAGGGCACGAGGGGCGAGAUUCAGGCGCUGACGCAGCAGCAGCAGCAGCAGCAGCUGCAGCAGCAGGGCGCGCAGCUGCAGCAGCAGCAGGCGAAGAUUCAGCAGCAGGCGGCGCAGAUAGGGCAGAUGAACCAGGACCUGAACCGCAUGCACGCUGACGUGCAGCUGCUACCCAAGCUGCGGCAGGAAAUAGACGGUCUUACUCAGGAACUCGCCCUCGCCAGGCAAGCGGUGGAGUACGAGAAGAAGGCCAACAUGGACCUGGUGGAGCAGCGGGCAGCCAUGGAGAAGAAUUUAAUUGCCUCUGCUCGGGAUGUGGAGCGUCUCAAGGCUCAGAUCGCCAACCUGCCGCCGCCUGUGAUGAGCCAAGGUAUAGCACGUUAA
Molecule: messenger RNA, 693 nt
Organism: Closterium sp. Yama58-4
Lineage: Eukaryota; Viridiplantae; Streptophyta; Zygnematophyceae; Desmidiales; Closteriaceae
Source: the annotation of a GenBank genome assembly